This is a messenger RNA of Hevea brasiliensis (rubber tree), 5122 nucleotides long. Its product is annotated as putative disease resistance RPP13-like protein 1. NCBI's taxonomy places the organism in Eukaryota, Viridiplantae, Streptophyta, Magnoliopsida, Malpighiales, Euphorbiaceae. The record is from RefSeq and is a predicted model, not a curated record. Gene Ontology annotation, biological process: defense response to other organism. Bases 392 to 4783 code for a protein of 1463 amino acids. Gene Ontology annotation, molecular function: ADP binding. The transcript has a single exon.
AGAAAAUUUAAAGAUAUUUUCCUCCCAUUAUACUCUCACACUUUUAUUUUGAUAUUUUCCACCAAUAAGUCCAAAUUACAGGACAAGUCAAACUUGAUCACCUGCUAUAAUUUACUGGUAUAAUGGAUACCCAUAUAUUUUCCUCCCAUUUUACUCUCCCACUUUCAUUUUGAUAUUUUCCACCAAUAAGUCCAAAUUACAGGACAAGUCAAACUUGAUCACCUGCUACAAUUUAGUGAUAUAAUGGAUGCCCAUGUGUUGUUUGGAUACUUGUAGUUGCAGAUUUGAGCUCCAUAAAAAACCCAACAAUUUGAGGCUUUGCAUAAAACUGUUCAUAGAUUGCUAAAGCUUCUUAAAAUCCAAUUACUUGUGCAAAGGAAAGAAAGAAAGUAUGGCUCUGGGAGAGAUAUUUCUUGCAACUUUCCUUGAGGUGUUAUUUGACAGAUUGGCGUCUGUCGAACUGUUGAAAUUUGCACGCAUAGGUGGAAUUAAGAAGAAACUGCAGAAGUGGCUCCAAAUGCUGUUAGCAAUUCAAGCAGUGCUUGAGGAUGCAGAGGAGAAGCAACUAACUGAUAAAGCUGUCAAACUGUGGUUAGAUAAUCUCAGGGACUUGGCCUAUGAUGUGGAGGAUAUGCUAGAUGAGUUUGCAGUUGAAGCUAUGAGAUGCAAAUUGAAGGUAUCAGGUGAGACGAGUACAAAUCAGGUACAGAAACUUGUCCCUGCUUGUUGUACCACUUACAGUGCAAAGGCUGUCAAGUUUAGUCUUAGAAUGAGAUCCAAGAUGGAGAGUAUAACUAGAAGACUAGCUGAUAUUUCAAAACAAAAGAUCCGACUUGGUUUAGCAAAAAUCCCAGUAGGGCAAUCUUCUAAUAUAUGGCAGAGACUACCUAGUACAUCUGUGCCAACAGAAACUCAAGUUUAUGGCAGGGACGAAGACAAAGAGAAGAUGCUUGAUUUGUUGUUAAGGGAUGAAUCCAGUGAUGUCAAUUUUCAAGUUAUUUCUAUUGUUGGUAUGGGUGGGGUGGGAAAAACAACACUUGUUCAGCUUCUAUACAAUGAUGAUGCAGUAGGACACUUUAAUCCAAAAGCUUGGGUUUGUGUAUCGGAGGAGUUUGAUGUUUUGAGGAUAACCAGGACAAUUCUUGAGUCAGUCACUUCGUUGCCUUGCGAUCUAAAGGACUUCAAUCAAAUUCAAGUUAGACUGAAAGAUGCUUUAGCUGGGAGAAAAUUUUUGAUCGUUUUAGAUGAUGUUUGGAACAAGAACUAUGGUGAGUGGAAUAGGCUGCAGCCACCAUUUCGAGCUGGAGCACCCGGAAGUAAAAUAAUUGUAACAACACGGGACAGCAAUGUUGCUUUACUAAUGGGAGCCGCUAAAUUUCACUACUUGGAGCAAAUGUCAAAUGAUGACUGUUGGUCAGUAUUUGCGCAGCAUGCAUUUGAGAAUAAAGAUCUUGCUGCACAACCAAAUCUGGAAAUAAUUGGCAGAAAAAUUGUUAAGAAGUGUAAAGGAUUGCCUUUGGCAGCAAGAACUCUUGGAGGCCUAUUACGAUGCAAAGAAAGAGAUUAUGAGUGGGAAGAUAUAUUGAAUAGCAAAUUAUGGAGUCUAUCUGAUGAGGAAAGUGAAAUUCUACCUGUUCUGAGGUUGAGCUACUACCAUCUCCCUUCUCACUUGAAGAGGUGCUUUUCCUUCUGUUCAGUUCUCCCAAAGGACUAUGAAUUUGAACAGAAGGAGCUGGUCUUGUUAUGGAUGGCAGAAGGUUUGGUUCAACAACCUGAAGAAAAUAAGCAAAAAGAAGACAUAGGUGGCGAAUACUUCUGUGAGCUAUUGUCAAGAUCAUUAUUUCAACGAUCAAGUAGGGAUCAAUCAAAAUUUGUGAUGCAUGACCUCAUCAGUGAUCUAGCUCAAUGGGUUGCAGGAGACAUAUGCUUUAUGCUGGAGGAUAAAGUGGAUGGUAGCAAGAUGAAAAUUUCCCCAAAGGCUCGCUAUUCAUCUUACAUUUGUGGCCAAUAUGAUGACUUAAAAAAAUUUGAGGCCUUUUCUGAUGCCAAAGGUUUGAGAACCUUCUUGCCAUUUUUGUCGCCUUAUCCUGGAAAAUGCUAUCUCACCAACUAUGUUCCUUCUGAUUUGUUGCCAAAGUUAAGAUGCUUGAGGAUACUCUCUUUAAGUGGAUAUAACAUCACUGAGCUGCCCAGUUCAAUAGGUGAGUUAAAGCAUCUAAGGCACUUCAACCUUUGUCACACAAACAUUAGAAAUUUACCUGAGUCAGUAAGUUCUCUACAUAACUUGCAGACAUUACUUUUAAGAGAUUGCCUUCUGCUCAAGAAUUUGCCUGCAAAAAUGGGAAACCUAAUCAACUUACGGCAUCUUGAUAUUACAAAUGGGGAGUCAAUAAAAGAAAUGCCAUUAGGAAUGAAUAAACUAACCAAUUUGCAGACCUUAUCUGACUUUGUUGUGGGCAAAGAUAAAGGAUCUAGUUUAAAAGAGUUGAUGGAGUUGACGUUUCUCUGUGGAACACUUUGCAUUUCAAGAUUGGAAAAUGUGGUUGAUGCUAGGGAUGCAAGGGAGGCCAACUUAAAGAACAAACAAGAUCUAGAUGUGUUGUUUCUGAAAUGGGGUUCUGAAUUUGAUAAUUCACGAAAUGAAAGAGUUGAAAAAGAUGUACUCGACAUGCUACAACCAUAUACAAAGGUGAAAGAGCUGACCAUUCAAUGUUAUGGUGGAACCAAAUUUCCAAUUUGGUUAGGAGAUCCUUCAUUCUGUUACCUGGCGUUCAUAAGGCUGGAGAAUUGUGAGAACUGCACAUCCUUGCCGCCACUUGGGCUCCUUGCCUCUCUUAAAGAGCUGAGUAUCAUAGGAAUGUCUGGUAUAAAAAGUAUUGGUGCUGAGUUUUAUGGGGAGAAUUGCUCAAACCCGUUUCCAUCACUGCAGAUGCUUUUGUUUCAGGCCAUGAGAGAAUGGGAAGUUUGGAUUCCUUAUGGAGCUGAAGAUGAAGAGUUCCCCUGCUUGCGUGACCUUUGGAUUCAAAGCUGUCCCAAACUAACAGGAAAAUUACCAAAUUAUCUUUCGUCAUUGGAGAAACUUGUCAUUCUUGAAUGUGAGGAGUUAGUGGUUUCAAUUCCAAGCCUUCCAAUGCUUUCCAAACUACAAAUUGAAGGAUGCAAAAAGGUGGUGCAUGGAGGUUUGGUCAAUUUCAGCUCCCCAAACUCCCUGGUGGUUUCAACCAUUUCAGAGCUCACAUGCCUCACAGAAGAAUUCAUGCAAGGGUUAAAAAAUGUGGAGGAUUUGAAGGUCUUUGGUUGUAAAGAGCUAAUAUCGUUGUGGCAGAGUGACAUAGGAUUAUGCCAGUGGCUCACUUUCCUUCGUAAUUUGGUUAUCGAGGGCUGUCCCAAGCUAGUUUCUUUGGUGGCAGAGGAAGAUCAAGAGCAGCUGCAGUGGUGUGGCUGUGAACUUCAGUGUCUUGAAGUAAGGCAUUGUGAAAGCCUGGUGAUGUUGCCUCAAUGCUUGCAUAGCCUUAUUUCUCUUAGAGAGCUAGUGAUCGAAUCAUGCCCAAGGCUCAUUUCCUUUCUAGAGGCUGGUCUACCUCCCAUGCUAAGAGUGAUUCGGAUUAAAAAUUGCAGUGCUCUAGGUCCCUUGCCUUCUGCAGUGAUUUGCAAUAGUACAUGCCUUGAAAACUUGUACAUUGAAGGAUGUGAUUCUUUGAUGUCCUUUGCUAGGAGCCAACUCCCAUCCACCCUAAAAAGUUUAGAGAUAAGAAGUUGCAAGAAUUUGCAGUACUUGUUGAGUGAUGGAGAGAGUUCAUCUUCUUCCUCUUUGUCAAUGAUGAGUGAACAGGGCAUCAAUACAGCCAUUCUUGCACAUCUGCAUAUUUAUGAUUGCCCAUCACUCUUGUCCUUAUCACCAAGAGGUGAAUUACCUGCUGCGCUAAUUCAUCUGCAGAUCAAGAACUGUUCAGAGCUCACUUCUUUAGCUGCAGGAGGCAAAUUGCCAGCAAAGCUUAAACACCUUUCCAUUGAGGACUGCCCAAAGCUGGAGUCAGUGGGAGAGAGGUUUGAAGAUGAGAUGUCUCUUGAAACUAUUUAUAUCUUCAGUUGUGGAAGUCUUAAUUCCUUUCCAGAGGGCAUACACAACCUAACCCAUCUCCAUGAAAUUUCUAUAUGGUAUUGCCCAGGUCUCGUUUUGUUUCCAGGAGAAUUACCCACCUCCAAUCUGCGGGAGCUCUGCAUUUCUUGGUGUGAAGAACUCGAGGCCCUGCCUGAUCGUCUUCACAAUCUCACCUCUCUCCAAGAAUUGUGGAUAUAUGAUUGUCCAAACAUUGUAUCCUUUCCAGAAGAGGGCUUCCCCACAAAAUUAACAUCGCUUACCAUCACAAAUCUCAACAUCUGUAAACCAUUGUUAGAGUGGGGGCUCCAGAGACUAAACUCUUUGAAAGACCUCUACAUUGAAGGUGGAUGUAUUGACGUGGUGUCCUUCCCACAGGAUGAGUUAAGAAUGAUGCUGCCAGCCUCCUUAACAAGCUUGUCAAUUAUAAAAUUUCCAAAUCUGAGAUACCUAUCUACUAGAGGCUUUCAGAACCUGACAUCUCUUGAAUAUUUGAGUAUCUCAUAUUGCCAUAAGCUCAAAUCUUUUCCCAAAAAAGGCCUGCCAUCCUCACUUUUGCGACUAUAUAUCUAUAGCUGUCCUCUGCUCAAGAAAAACUGCAAGAAGAAUAAAGGGCGUGAGUGGUUCAAGAUAGCCAAUGUCCCUUGCGUAAGGAUAGAUGGUAGUUUCAUCCAUGAACAGUAGACAUAAGAGCAACUUGCUGAGAAGAUAUAUCACAGGUCAGAAUUCAGGCUUACCUCUUCACACUGCAAUUUUCAGUGUUUUAACAUUUGAUAAGGUGGUUUUAUAUCUUGUAGUCAAGAAAAGUCAAUACCCAAGCUUUUAUCUUUCCUUUCAACAAUAAUUCUGGUUUCAUGUGUGAAAUAUAAGUUAACAGUCUUUAACAUUUUGUCUUUGAUUUGUGAUUCACAACCUCUGGUGGAGUAGUUGGCAGUAAGUCUGCUUUUGUUUUAAACUUUUAGAAAGUACUGAAAAUAAGUCAUAGCAGAUUUAUUGAGCAAAUAAGAAAGCAUAUUUAAACAA